ACUAUCUUUGACGCUUUCAUGUAAUGGUCGCUUACGUUUGCUAUGACGGUCAUUUAUAUAUCUACGACGUUUUAUUUAUCAGACUUAAUUCCGAGUUACAAGAAGACUUUUGAAUAGUGCUUUGAGUAAAAAUUAACAUGUCAAAGGAAACAAGUUCGGAAAAGUCAUCAGGAGAUGCUAAGUAUAUAAAAUUUAAGCCAUCACCAAAUUUUAAACACAUGAAGAAGUAUUUAAAAUCAAAGUUUGAGGAGGAUAAGAUAGCAUCUGCAUCAAAUGGCACUGCUGAGUCUUCUUCUAAUAAAACUACAGAAAAUGGCAAUAAGGCAAACAUACAGCCACCGUUACCACCAUAUUCCCCACCACCAGACAGUCCCACUAACUUUACUUUCAAAACUGAAGUCGAGGAUGACUCAUAUGAGUUAAAUUCGGAGGAAAAAACAGAAAAUGGGCAUAUGAAAGAAUAUUCAAUGGAGUUAAAACCAAAUAAAAGAAAGAAAAUUAUGUGUAAAGACUUUGUAAGAGGAUGUUGUAAAAGGGGAGAAGCUUGUAUUUAUGCUCACGAAUUAGAUUUAGACCAACUCAAUGGGGUCUACAAGUUUUGUCGCGACUUUGCAAAUGGAAAAUGCAAAAGACUCCUAUGUUUUUUCGUACAUGCUACCACAUUUGAGAAAGAAAAUUUUUUUAGGACUGGUAUUUUGCCACCUCAUACAUUGAGCCACUUAAAAGAUAUAAAUAUAGUGCGACCACAAUGUAUUCCAGGAGGCCCACCGCGUGAAACUGUACAGCCUGUAUAUGCCAACUCACCUCCAGACUUACAUACGAGUGGGGCCAUUCCUCCAGUACCUUUAUUGAACAUUCCGCAAUCAAGUGUGAAUGGAAAACAUCCUCAGGAUGAGUACCAGUCAUCAAGCACACCGUCAUCUUCCAUUUCUGAACUGAGCCGGGAAUGUUCAGAAAGCGUGCCUGCUACCGUAGUGUUUGAUAAUGAACCUACACCAGAGGAAUGUCUCGGUUGUGAAGUUUAUAAAAUAAGGUAUCAGCAACAACUGGCGAAAAGGGAUGCUUUACUAAAAUCCACAAAGGCGCUAGAUGAGAAUAUAGCUAAGUUAUCAAAAAAGAAGAAUUGGCUCACCGCAGUAUUAAAAGUCAUGCUAUCGGGUCCGGACACCUACAGCAAUAGUGAUACGAGUGCCUGAAUGUACACAGGUGUGAUAAUAAAAAUAUUUGCAUACUGCGCCCACGAAUCGUCGCCCAUCAUGUUCGCAGCCAGCGAGCGUGAGUGCGAAUACUGCGAUAUUUAUUAAAAUUCUGGCAUCGUCGUAAUACAAACCACAUGAUAUACUAGUAUGUGCUAUUACUAAAUGCGAAUUAAUGGAUUUCACGAUCCUGCAAUCUUUAACAACUAGCUGUAUCGCGCGGCUUUGGCUGCCUGAAUCGUUAUGUGCAUACAGUAUUCUAACAUGUUCUAAGUCAUGAUAUAAACUAAUUGUGUGCUAAACUUUGUUCAAAUCCAUUCAAUAGUUUUUGGGUGAAAGAGUAUUCCAGCAUCCAUGCUUACAAACUUUCGCAUUAUAACAUUGAUAGGAGAAGAUAUUGAUGUAUUACCAAAAGCAUCUAAAAAGUGAAAGAAUCAUGUUAUGAAUGUUAUAGUGUAAUAAUUCUUUUCUAGUUUUGUAUUCGAUUAUAAAAUUUAUAGAUUAGUAAUAUAAAAGAAGAAUAAAGAAAACAUAACAUACUUGUUACAGCGAGAUAGACAAGUAUGUCAUACACCUAAUAAAUUUGGUGGGAGUAUAAAUAAGUUGUAAUUAAUUAUUUUUACAUAUGAAUAAAACUUAAAUUAGAAAAAUAGGAUCUAGCAUUUUUCACUUAAUUACAUGUUUUGGAAAAGGAAGGCUUUUGAGUGACGACUCCAUACGGGUAAACAGUGUAGGGUGACCCUCCACUAGAUAGAGUGACGACCUCAAAUACAUUGCAGGUUGUUAAUGGAUGCAGGAGGUACAGGGCCGUUCUUUAUGGCAGUCUAUGGGGGAGGCCUAUGUUCAGUUGUGAACGGCAAACAGCUGAUAUGAUGAUGAAGAUGACAUACUUUAAACAUUUCCAUUUGAAUGCAAUAUUAAAAAGCAAUAUAAAAAAGACUUAGUAAAUAUCAAAUUUAAUCAAAUGAAAUAAACUUUUGCAUGCAAUUCAUAUACCAGCCAGAUGAAGAAAAGUACAUACCGAGUAUAUAACUCUUAUUUUUCUGUCAAUGCUUGCACAUUGUUUAUUUAUUAAUCUAUGGAUGUUUUGCUAUAUAUUAUUAUUAUAAGUACAGCAUUAACUAUUUUUGUAUACCACAAAAUUCUUUAAAUCGUUGCUUGUUACAUGAAUUUUUAUACUUGAAACGUUUUUAUACAUAGUUGCUUUAUGUAAAAUAGCAUAUUUCUUAGAAACUACAAUAAUACAGAAGUCAGCCAGGUGAUGUAGCUUAUUUCUGACAAAAACAAAGCGAACAAGCCAAGUAAAUAGAACCAGUAAUUAAAAAUAGGGGAAAUGGACAUCGGUAUUAUGGAAAAGUGGAUGUUAUAAUAAAAUACAGGUUUUUGGUUAUGGAUUGAAAAUGUUUACAUACGUUGGUGGUGCCUUCGUUUGGACUUUGUGUAAAUCUUAUUUAUACUUUUCAGUUAUUUGGGUAGAUUAUUUUAUAAUUUAAGAUAACCACUUGCCCAUUUAAUAUAUUAGUAUACUGUAUUGUAUUGUAUUAAUAUAAUACAUAAGAUUUUGUACACUUAGAUAUAUUAUUAAUUAUAUAUUAGAAAUUGCCUAGAAAAAUAGUUAAUACAUCUAUACAGAGAGAAUCACUUUGAAAUAGAAUAAGAUAACAAAUGUUGUAUGUUAAGCUAUAGCAACGAAAGCGUAUCUACAGAUAAUUUUGUUUAUCAUUUGUGUAUUUAUAGGUGACUAUAUAUUUUUAUUAUAUUUAUUAUUUUAUAAGCGACGGUUAUCACUGCACAUCAGCCAUCAGCUUGUUUAUUACUUUAAGUAUUAAAAAGCAAGAUGUUAUUUUUAUCUAUGUAUCCAAAUAAAUGCCAGUUUAAAAAAGAGUUGAAAUAACGCAGUAAAAAUGUUGAAAAUGGGAGCCGUUGUUAAACUGAAGUGUUGAGAUUUUUUUCUCUUAUUUUCUUUAUACGGCUGGUUCGAAAGUGGUGCUAUGUGUGAGUAAUGAUAUAGAAAAGAACAAAGACUCUGUGUGAGCGAAUCGAAAUGUGUCAUGACUUUUUUUACUAUUAUAAGGUCCCUCUAUUGAUCACGAUCUCACCUGAUAAAAAGCGAUGAUAUGGUCUGAGAUGCAGCUCGCGGGCCCAAAAAUAGUCUAUUCACAUUUGUCUUAAACUGGUUCUAUUCAUAUUAUAUAUGCAUUAUAUUAGCGUUUAAAUGGUAUGUUUACGACGUAAGGAAAUUUUUGCACUUGGGAUUAAAAAUUAUUAGCGAGCAAUAAAAAUUAUAGUUGCCACUGCAGAGUGCUUUUUAAUCUUUAGGUGUGCUGUUUGUUAGAAAAAAGUACAUUUAACGCAUCUAGCCAUUAGAAAGUAAUCGUAAUAAAGCGAAGCGAUCUUAUAGUAUUUAUUAAUUGCUAAAUUUAUUUAUUAGUAAUUACCUGUGGAUGAAGGGCUAUCGAAGUGCUGUUCUGAUAAAUUACAUAAAUUACUAUUUUGAGGUUAGCCUCCUUUCAAUAUUUAUGCGAUUAAUCUGUAUUUCUAUAAUAAUAUAUAAGAGAAGCUACAUGAUGUGUAUUAACUUUUACAGUUUUGUUUUAUUAAUCUUCUUUCUCUUGUUCUUGGCUGCCAUUACCAUUUUAAAGCAGAUGAUCUUCAGACAUAUACUCAAACUACUGUAGAUGAUCUCAAUCAAGCUGUAGCGAAUAUUAAUAUUGAUCUAAAUAACAUUCUGGUAUGGUCGUCAAAAUAUGAAUUAGUUGUUAACCCUUCUAAGUGUCAGACAAUUUUGAUUGGCAGUUUUAAACAACUAGUUUAACUGAAUGUUAACAAAUAGGGACAAUCAUAUAUAAUUUAGAUAUACACUUGAAAACUAGCGUUAAAGAUCUUGGCCUUUACAUAGAUUCAACACUCAGCUGGUCACAUCAAGUUGCGGAGGUGAGCCGCUCAGUUGUUGCUACUCUGCGCAUCUUAUGCCGCUUUAAGAACUUUUUGCCUACCGCUACAAAAAUUAGUCUUGUUCAUGCCCUAAUUUUUCUUAUUAUUGAUUAUGCUGAUGCAUGUUAUCCUGAUCACAAUGAAAUCUUUUAAAAAAGCUGGACCGUCUCGUCAACCAAGCCACACGCUUUAUCUUUAACCUUAUAUAAUAUUUUUCUAUUGGUCUUAGCUCAAAUGAUUUACCAUUCGUCAACGCAGAAAUAUUAGGACUCUCUGUACCCUUUUUAAUCUUUUUCGAAACCUGUAGUCUCCCAGGUACUUAAGCAGCAGUUUCCAGUAUCUUUUUCAAGCUAUCGACCGUACCCUAAGUUCCUGCGAUACUCUCCAACUCUCUAUCUACUCUUAUCGUACUAGUUUCUUUUAAAAUUAUCUUAAACUCUUCACGGCUCUGGAACGUGUUCCCUGAUUCUAUUAAGAGACUCCCGACAACCGUCUUUCAAAAAAAGAAAAGUUUAUACUUACUUCAAUGCUUUAUCCGAACAGUAAGUACCAAUUAUUAUUCUCAGCUUCGUGUGAAGUAUAUCUUAUAUAUGUGUAAGUAUAUUUGUUGUUUAUAUUUUAUUUAUUGAUUUAAACUUUAAUGCACAGUAAAAUUCUACGUACAUUUGGCGGACUUAACAUUGGAUGGUGUUUUCUACCAGUCAACCAUUGGGCAGACCGAGAAAUAAGUAUGCGGUGCAUUAUUAAAGAGGAAAAAUAAAGCAAUACUUGAUAUAUUCAUAUAUUAUAAACUUAUUAUUAGACUAAUAUAAACAUACACAAUAUAUUAAAUAAAUAUGUACGUAUAAUAAAUACAUACAUAAAUAAAUACAUAAAAUACUACUAUAUUAAACAAUUAACUGUAAUGGAAGAGCAAAUAACAAUCUAUGAUUUAAACAGUAACCAGCACAAUUAAGUUUAAAGGGAAAGAUUUUUUUUAGAAAUAGGAGCACAAUUUACGUUUAAAAGCUAGUUUGCUUAGAGUAGAACUUAUGUCAAGCGAAAGUGCGUUCUAGUGUUUAAUAGUAAUAAUUUAUAUAUAUAUAUAUAUAUAUAUAUAUUUAUUUGUUUAUAUAUUUAAUUUUUACUUUAUAUGUAUAUCAAUUAUUACUAGUACCGUAUUCGUGUAUUCCGACACUUCCUUAAGGUUGAUUGGGGGAGAAUGCAAAUAAAUAUAAAUCAAUAAAUACUUUUAGUAUGAAGUCCGCCUUGUACACAUACAUGUGCUAAAGAAUAAAUGAAUAAAGAACAAUCUCAUUAAAUUAGAUACCCAUCCUUAGAUGGCUUCUUUUUAUUUAACUCGAGCACCGCUAAUUCUUAACAUCUAAUUUGUAAAAAGCAAAAUCGUACUGCUUUUUCCAAUUUAUGUCGAACCUGGCCUUUUUUUACAUUACAAAGAUUGCUUUUUACAAUAUUAGUUGAUGUGGCCGUGUUUCACACAAUUUGAUAACUUAUAUAUAAAUCGAUUAUUAAAGAUUUUGACAUGAAUGUCUUUGUAAAAAAUCCGCAAUGUUUAAAAGUGUGACCAGAAGAUCUUUUAGUGUUCUAGAGUUCACCUUUGGGGAGAAGCAAUUGAGAGACACGAUGAGGCUCUCGCUGUAUCUCUGUACGUUUCUAAGGCAUUUGACAGGGUUUAUUUUUUUUAGUAAAUGAUAAUGGAAUGGCAACUCCGUCUACGUUAACGAUAUACAUUGCCAGGACAUCAGUGAGGGAUAAUAGGUGGCGAUGAAGCAGGUUAGUUGGCCUAUUAUGACAAUAAAUCAAUCCCAAUAUUUUCCAGGAAGAACUGCAUGGAAGUCGACCUAAUAGGGUAUAUUGCUAGCAAUGGGAUUGUUAAUUCCCAUUACUACUUAGGGGUAGGUAGUAAAGGGAAUUAACAAUUCUCUCACUGCAUUUGACAAGGUUUGGCAUAACCAUUUUUAUUGAAACGCUUUCUUCUUUCUCAAUUUCCGAGAACCUGAUUACGUAACUUUUGCAAAGGACGAUCAAUAAGAGUUGUCAUCGGCGAUUGCUCGUCAGACCUUGUAGAUACCAGUGCCAAGGUACCCCAAGAUCGGUUCUAUUUAAAACAUUAUUUUGCCCUAUAUAUAGCCUGCUUAAGCUUGGAAUUAAAACUAUUAAGUCCAAGGAUAACGUAAGCCUUAGAUGGUAUGCUCCCAUGAUAAAUAAAUCAGACCACCCAUUUCCUCAAACGAAAAAAGUAUAAGCGGCCGCGUAGUUACGCAGUUUUCACUGCCAGACCAAACUUUGAAAUAUUCUUGAAAUCUGUAGAUCCACGUCAAAACGGCGAUGACGUAAUAAAGCAGGUCAUAAAUAGUGUCAACAUUAAUAAGUAUAGGUUUAAAUCGAGUCACCAAAAUAAAAAGUUACCAUGAGCUGCAAUUCAAAACGACCACAUAGGAAGAGUGCAAAAAGCAAGCAGCUAGAAAUGCCGCUAUAUUAUUAAUAUUGCCGCUAUAUUUAUAAUAUUAGUAUUGCUAAGCACAACGACACAGAUAGAGCGCAUGACGCCCACCCAACACAGGACCGUCUAAAAAUUAUUGGAAAAACAGAGUCGUUUGAAAACUUCUCACAAAUAAUGGUCAACUAGUUAGAUCUGUUGUUGCAGUUUUAAAUCCUGAAAUCGAAAUAAUUGAAAACCCGGAGUAGACAAUUCAAAAUGUAGUCGCCAUAAAAAUAAGAUAUUGCCGUUUUGCGUUUAUUGACGUCUAUUUGGACAAGACUUUUAAUAUUGAAGAUUCCAUUAUCUAGGUGCUAACAAUUAUUGUUCUAUAGAUACAUCAAACUUUAUUAUUAUUGGAAACAUUAACGCCAUUAGUCGUUGGAUGCGAUACAGAUGAUGUUAAAGACUUUCGUCUUAUAUAUAUUAUCUUCCGACUAAACAUGAAAGUAUUACAUGAAGAUACACAGUCAACAUUAUAUGUUUAUUGACAAGGGUAACACUAACCCAGCAUCAUUGAUAUUAUAACUUGCUCCGUCCACCUUCUCAGAUUACAGACUGGCAUGGGAAUCCAAUACUUUGCUCUCUCUUUGAUCAUAUACUGAUGACUUUUGCUAUUGGUUUACACAGAAAUUAUUAAACUGAUACGCUAACUCCACCUCAACACGUACUUACAGUAUAGCAAAUGCAAAUUCGACCAUGUUCCAGGAAACCGUGAAAGUCCAACAAACAGCAAAAAAUAUAAAUCCAAAUGCAAUCUCAAAUAUUCAAAAACACCAAGACUUAGAAACCUCAAACUCAAAACAAAACCAGAAAGAUAAUAGAAAAAUUAAAGGCUGAACUCUAAUAGCUUAUUGUAUACAUCCUCAUCAUCCCCAUCAUCUGCAAAAUAAAACAGAAUAAUAUUAAAGAACAAUUGCUGACCUCAAAUAAUAUUAAUAUUGCGAAAGUGAAUUUAUUUGUUUCGCUUUCACGUAAUUGCAGAAUCUUGGUAUAGAGAUAGAUAGGACCCUGGAGAUGUUAUAGGCUAUUUUUUCUCCUGGUUAGUGAAUAUAUCUCAGUCAUGCGGACAAAGUCUUGUGUAAAAGCUAGUAACCAUAAUUGGAAAAGUUCUGUAUAGGAGAAGAAAAAUAAAUAAUGUGAGAAAGAAGCUAUAGGAUCUCGAAGAGAAGUGCGAAAAACAUACGUGUAAACCUGCUUACAGAUGAAAAUGGAAUCAUCUAAUGAGUCUGUCACUCCUAGCUGAUACAUUCUUCCUAAUAGACGAUUCAUCUAAUGACACUCAAAUAAUGCAAUAAGAUAAAGGAAUAAAUUCAUUAAUAAAAAGUAAACCAAUCACAAAUAAACAAAUAAGUAGAGAGACUUUGUUUAAAAGUUAUUUGCUUGCAUACGUCUGUCCCAUUCGUAUUUCGACCGUGAAACAGUUGUGUUCGCAUGGCUGUGUUUCGGUUUGAAGGAUGGGAUAUGACAGUGAAUUUACACCUUAGUCCUCAAUAAUGGCACCGCAUGGAGGUUACAUGUCUGCUUGUUUCCCAUAGUUGUUGAAUAAAAAAACUUCAUUCACAAAAUACGAAUUAUAUUAUAAAACACUGAUAGUUAUAAAACCUAAGAAAGUAGCCCGAACGGACGGGUUUACAGUGGACAUCUACCAAAAAACACAUGAAAUCCAUCGAGACAUCUUUGUUGGCCGUAUUCAAUUAAUAUCUUUUUGUAAGCUAUUUUCCUUUAAUUUGGAAGAAAGCAUUCAUUAAAAUUAUCCCAAAGGCUGGUAAUAACUGUUAUACUUAUUUAAAGGUCCCCUUCCUCUUAUGGGAAAAGUUAACUGCUUUAGUAUUUUAUAAACAAAGGCUCCUUGCAGCCAAAUCCAUAUAGCUUUUCCAAGCUCCAAGCUAUUCCAAAGCGAGGCACCGAAGAUGCACUGUCAAAUGCCUUAAAAAAUUAGUGAUAACGUUAAAGUUAAGGCAUAGCCGUUAUGCUCACCUUGGAUAUCCAGCGAGCGUUUGAUAAUGCUUGGUGCGUCAACAAGCAUUACCAAAUGCCCUCUGUCACUUCACGUCUGGACAACUUUUAACACUUUACCAAGCAAAAGUCCGGUCUUGCAUGGAGUAUUUUCCUCAGUUGUGGUAUGGAUCUGCUCAAUAUCAGUUUAAUACUCUGGGCUCUAUUGAUCGACGUGCAAAAAGAUUCAUAGAAGAUGAGGCACUUAUUAUUAAGAAGUUCCAUAGUUUCGUUAUUCGCCGUAUGAUGGUUUGUUUAUUGGUAUUGUACCUAGUAUCCUAUCAAUGAGGCGCAGGGAUUUUUUCAUCCUUAUACGGUUGACAUUCUACCUAUUGAACGAUAAAACUAAGUGCUUGGUAGUGUUGAUUUCGUCGUUUCUUAUACGAACAAUCAAGGAGUGGAAUUCUCUUCCGGCGUGAUCUAAAAACAAACACGCCGAAUGAAGAUGGGGUUUUAUAAUGCUAGAGUGUAUAGGCUUCAUUUGAGUGUGCGUGUAACAUUUUAGAUCUCAUCGUCAAUUAAGAUCAGGUGAGAUUAUAAUAAAACUAGCUGAAAUAAAAAAAUCAGUAUAAACUAUAAUAUACGCGUUUAAUAAAUAAAAAAAAAAAUACUACACAUUCAUACAAAGGCAAGUGCAACGGUUUUCUCAAGGAUCCAAUAUAAUCGAUCCAGUAAGCACAUAAUGUAAUUAAUUUUCGUGGUUUUCCAAUACAAUACUUUUUUUAAUUCAAGGUUUGAAAAUCUGUUAAUGAAAUUAUCAUAAUUAUAAAAAAAGAAUAUUAAAAAAAAAAUAACAAUAAUGAUAUUUCAUUUAGUUGUGAAUUUGGUUUUUAUGGUGAAAAUAAAUAAAAAAAGAAAAUUACUUAUAAAACUAAAAUCCCCCCCGCGUCUGUCUGUAUAUUCGCGAUAAUCUUAAAAACUACUCAACGAAUUUUUAUGCUAUAUUCAUUUAUCAAUGGAGGAAUUCCUUAGGUAGAUUUAAUUAUGUAUUUGGUUAGGAUUUGUAGAAAUUGAUUGAAAUAUAACGAUGAUUGUUAAAAAUGUCGGAAAACAUUAAACCGCCUGAGAGCGUUCAUCGAUCAAGCUGUCUAAUCCGUUUAAGAUAUAACAAUAUGAUGUAUGUAGUAUAGUAGAAGUGUUUCUCUUUAUUGGGGUCAAAAAAAGCGAGGGCAUGUAUCUAUAUUAUACAGAAAGCUUUCUUUAGCAAUUUUUGUAUUUAAAAAAUGAAUACAAAUUAUGUGGAGCUUUCGAAACUAUUUAAAUGAAAACUUUGUCCUUAUCAAAUUAAAUAAUUGUAAUUACCUUUUACACUACACCAUUUAAUAUAUAUCAUAUCCGGUUGGCAGAGUUACGGCGCGAGCCUUUAAAUGUGUUAUCCGCUGAUGACUUAUACAGCUUCAUAGAAUGCGUACUUUUUUUAAUGUAAUGGUAACCCCGCAUGCUCUAACGGUAUACGCUGUCGGGGCACCAGUAAUUGAUGAUAGAUGAAAUGAAAAGGCAGGCCAGUUAGGCCAUCGUAAUGAAUACACCAGGAAUUCUACACAAUGGUUUACAGGGGGUACCACGUGGAGGUCGACUUGACAUGGUAUAUUUUUAGCAAUGCGACUGGUAGUCCGCAUUACUAACAAUUCCUUUGCAGAAUAGAUACGUGUGUGGAAGGCAUUCCAAGACCGCAAGAGGGGAGCGACAAAGUGUCAACUGUUACCGAUGGGUUAUGGCGUAUGCCCAAGGUCAUCAGAGCGAUUCAGAUCCUAGAUUAGGUUGCCGUACUACGAACCCUGUCGAGGAAUUGAAGGUCGGUUAUAUUUAAGGGGGGAGGUGUGGACGAGAUGUGCUAAGAUACGUAUCUGACGCUGCAGGAACGGCGUGAUGGGGGCGUCGUCUCCGCCGGCAGGGAAGGUGUCCUUUUUGCGAGUGUGCUUGUGUGCGUGUCGAAAUUUUGCGAAAGAAGGAGAGGAGGGUUGUCAAAUUUUGGCAACGAAGUAGUGUCGACACUAUUUUAUGAAUUGCUUGAUCGUGGGGAAUUUGAAGUCGCGGUAGAAAUCCGCGUACAUGGUAGGUCAUUGCGUACCUACCAUGUAGCGAGGUGACGCAAGAACUUGAUCUAAUUUACCUGUAGUCGAUUUAGAUAAGCGCGCUUUAUAGCGGUUAUUAAUGAAUGGGUAAAAACAAAUAUAUAUAUAUAUAUAUAUAUGUCUUCAAAAGAUAAACAUAUGUCAUCCCGGACUUUUUACGUAGAUCUAUAAUAGAGAUAGAAUCCUAUCAUACAUUGUUUUAUCUCAAAUGGAACAGGCAGUGUUUUCGAUGAUGGGUCAUCAAAAACACUUUAUUCAUAAGAUAAUCAUCCUUAUAUUUUAACUAAUUUACACAAAACCGUAUCGAGGAAUCACUGUGUACACAAAUAAAAAUCGUAUGAAAAUGUAUUUAGUAGUUUUGGAGAUCAUCGCCAACAUACAGGCAGAUAGACGCGGCGGAGGACUUUGUUUUGUAUUAUGAAGUGAUAGUGAUUAUGACACUACAUCAGUUUCUACAUUGUGCGGGUCACGACCCGCCCCGGAUUCGCACGGGGUUCGCUUACAACUUAACCAAGUGAAUACACUUUGAUAUUGGUGUUAGUGUACAUACCAACUAACACAGUUGGUGUUUGUAGGCGUUCAUAUCUAUAUAUUAUUUAUUACAUAUGUAUUAUAUAAAAAUCAAAAAUAUAUACAAAAAUAAAAAUAUGGUAUUCUAAAUAGUUCAUAGCAUUCUUGCGUCCCGAAUUAUUUUACUGUGGAUACUGUAUUAUUUUAAUAACAUCAAAUACUGUUUUAUGCCGUUACAGAUUUGUUUUAAAAGCGAAUUUGUUAUUAAAUGUUUAUUUUACUUCCACUCAUUUUUUGCAUGUUCAUGUUUAAAGAACAGUUCUUGCUACACAACGGGUGGUUAUCUUUGCGCUAAACACUAUCUAAAUUUAUUUAUUUAUUAUUACCUGCAGUUUACAGAUGAUCAAACUCUAACACACUACAGGUAAUUACAAUUUGUAAGGCACGAAACUUACGUACGAAGAAACGGGAAACUUUUAAAAAAAAUACUAAAUAGUAAUAUUAGUAAAGAUUUGCAUGGAUUUCAGCGCACAAUCUAACUUAGGCUUCUUGUAUAUUAACUGUGAAUUUUGUAGUGUUAGACUAAGUGAUAUCUGUUAUUUUAUGUAAAUAUGCAUCCUGAAAAGUUGGUUUUUGAGAUACAGUAACACAAUUUACGAUUUCAAUAAAAUUCUUAUUACAUUUUUCUUUUCACAGCUCUUUUGCUGCGUAUAUGUAGAUAGGUCAGGCGCUAUCUUUGCAUUAUAUCUGUAAUUUAAGGUUUUAUACUAGUAUAUUAAAAAAACCGACGAACUAUUAUUCACAUACCCAUUAUUAUUAUUUUUAAUUAAUAGUCCAGUGUUUAAUUCGUGGCUAAGUAUGAAAGGAUUACUCAGAGUAAAACGGUGAGAAUACACGGAGGUAAUGUUAAAUGGGUAAUUAUUUAAUUCAAGUUCCUAAAACUACAGUACAAUAAAAAAUACGAUUAACAAAUCUAAUAAUAAUUUGAUUAGUUGAUUAAAAUACUUUUGUUUAAUUCCACUACACAUUAGUAUGCGUACUGCUGGUUUUUGUUUUUGUUUUCUUAAUAUCAAUUAUCCAGUAAUAUGGACUAUCGUAAAGUAACACCUUUAUCAAAAUCUAUAAUGUGCUAUUAACUGUAAGGAUAACUUGACGUAAUAGAAUAAGGAAAAAAAUCGAAACCAUAUGGAACAGACGUUGAAUAAAAGGUAUAAAUAAGGUAACGUCCAUUUGACGUCUAUAAUAUAUGAUUUCGAUUUGAUCUCAAUUCGAUUGCGUCAAUAUGUCUCCGCGUUCUGUAGUUUUAGUAAAAGAUAAUAAUAAAUUACCUAUUUAAUAUAUCUACAGUAAGACAGAAUCUUCAGUCAGACAGAACAGUAUAUUUAAUGAUAUGUGGCCUUAAAAAACUUUGCUUAAUUUGAGAUAUCAUAUGAAAUCUCAUAACAUUCUAUAAAACGAUUGUUUUUUUUUUAGUUUUCUUAUAUUUUUAUAUGAGAUUUGGUGUGCAUUUGUUUCAAAAGAACUUAAUGAAAACGUAUCCAAGUCUGUUGAAAUUAUACAAUCAAUUACCCAAUUUUUGUCUACAUUUUCAUUAAUACCUAUUGAAACAAACUAUGUGUACCUACAUAAAUACUUAUCUGGUGUAUAUAUUUACCUAUAAUUAGUUAGGUUAGUUUAAAGAACUCAUUGUAGUGUUUUGUAAUUACUAGUUAUUAUGUUUUGAAAGCAAAGGCACAUCUGGGUUACUAUCAUUAAAUAAAUUAAAAUCCUC
Galleria mellonella (greater wax moth) is the source of this 12963-nucleotide messenger RNA. RefSeq lists its product as uncharacterized. The transcript has 7 exons. NCBI's taxonomy places the organism in Eukaryota, Metazoa, Arthropoda, Insecta, Lepidoptera, Pyralidae. The record is from RefSeq and is a predicted model, not a curated record. The coding region runs from base 138 to 1196 and encodes 352 amino acids. Gene Ontology annotation, molecular function: metal ion binding.